CCAUCUACAGAUAAUUAUAGACCAGGUGAACGACCAAAACAAAUUAGACAUCCGGAUAACUUAAGGCCGGAAGGUGCAUUUGAUAGACCUUCUCAACAAAAUUAUGGACCAGGUGAACGACCAAAACAGAUAAGACAUCCAGAUAACCUAAAAUCAGAAGGUGAUUUUGAAAAACGAGUCGUACAAAAAGUAACUACAAGUGAGCGUACUGUUGCUUAUAAGCCUCAAGACAAUUUAAGGAUGGAAGGAGAAUUUGAAAAAAGAGAUCGAACUUAUACAGUUCGAAAGGUUGAGCAAGCUAUAAUCAGGAAACAUGAAGAUAAUUUGAAGGUAGAAGGAAUAAUGCACUUUACCAACAAAAACAUACAUUCCGAUCAGAAGUCGCUUGAUUCUGGAUAUUCUCAGAAAAUGACUGAAAAUAAUCAAACUGUAAGCGACCACAAACGAAUAAAUCAAGUGGAAAAAUCGCAUUCCUCUUCAAAUACUGAAAACUAUUCUUCAAUGCACAAAAAUCAGCAGAACAAUACUAAUACUAGAAAGCAUAUUGAAUCUCAAAUUUCUUUGGGGGAUUUUCCUAAAGACUCAAAUACAAAAGAAAAAAUUAGUGUCAAAUAUGGACAGUCACAAUUCGAAGGAGAACUUAGACAAUCAGCUGAAUCACAAAAUAUUGAAAGUCGUGUUGUAAAACAAUCAUCUAAUUCUACGUUCCAAAAAAGCUCAAAAUCUGAAGAACAUGUGGAGAGAAAAAAAUGGGAGACUUCUCAAAAAAGAGAUUAUUUAAAAGGAUCUGUAACAGAUUUAAGCAGUACUAAAAACGCAUCAUUAUCGAAGCAACAACUAAACCAGACCAACGAUCAAAGAUAUUCAGAUAAUACAACUCGUCAACAUUCAUCCAAUCAUUAUAACCAUAUGUCUUCACAAAAUGUCAGCAGUUCAAAUCAGUGGCAUGGACAAACAAGUGAACAACACACUUACUCUUCACGACAGUCUCAAGAAUCUAGAGGACAGUUGAAUCACGAUAGACUACAAAAUGAAAACCAUGUCGACAGAGUACAAAACACACAACAUAGACACGGGCAUCUGAAUAGUAACGAUAAUCAAAAUUAUUCUGCACAGCAAAGAAAUCUUCAAAACAUUGGUCAGACUAGUCAAAAAUAUACCAAUGAAACUAGUGGUCAAAACUAUAGACAGAGCACUAUUACUAGUAAUUCAAAAAAUAGUGAACAAAUUCGACGGCCUGAAAGUUUUGUUAUAAGUCUGUCUGACGAAAAAUCAACAAAUAAUCGAAAUGCGUCAUCUAUAGAGCAGCGUUCUGAACAUUAUUCAAAUAACCAAACAAGUAAAGUUCUCAAAACCGAAGUAGGAAGACAAUCAUUUGCUAGCGGAAAUACCAACGAGAGAAACUCGACUAGCCGUGAUUAUUCUUCGGAUUUGCGUUCAAGCAAGUCAGCUAUAUCGAAUGAACAGUUGAACAAAAGCCACCGGUAUGAGACCAGUAGCCAAAAUCGGAAUGAAUACAAUCGGGACCACUCUAAAUCACUUUCGUCACAACAAAAAUCUGAGCAGUCUACAAAUCGUUCGCAUGGAAAUGAAGUUAAAAGUUAUUCCACUGCAACUUAUAGGAAGUCUUUGCACAGCACUAGUUCCAACGUGUUGAACAUCGACACGUCGACGAUCGACAGGAAAACAUACAGUGACCAAUCUCAUCACCGUAAGUCUGUAAUAAGUUCGAACACCGAUCUGAGCAAUUCGGUGUUGCACCGCAAAGGAGAUGUGACGCAUAUCGAAGCGCCCCAUACCACUUCUUCAGCAGCAGCGGCCCAAAGGAGGAGCAUCAAUACGUUGGACUCGACAUUCGUGGUAUCACCUCCAGACAACCGGAACAGUAUUAGCGCUAUGCACCGUCAAGAUAGGGUGUCGAGGUCAUCCACGAACAGGUCACAUAUCAGUCUCGGCGAUUCGUCAAUAAGUGAGUCGAGCACUAGUCAUUACAGAAACGAAUAUAAACCGAGGGUGAGCGGCCCAUGCCCUGUACCGUUGAUCGAAAGAAAUCAAGCGCCCUUUAGACACACUCGGGAUACGAAAACACACAAAUUCUAUAAGUCAACUACAUCGGACGGAGAUCGUAGAUAAAUCGUCUAG
Messenger RNA from Myzus persicae (green peach aphid), 2142 nucleotides. RefSeq names its product GATA zinc finger domain-containing protein 14-like. The record is from RefSeq and is a predicted model, not a curated record. Lineage: Eukaryota; Metazoa; Arthropoda; Insecta; Hemiptera; Aphididae. The transcript has a single exon. The annotation marks the transcript as partial.